AUGAGCACGUACCAUCAGACCCGUGACCGGACACGCCCCAGUUUUGACAGCAGCUACAAGUUCUUCAAGAAAGUUGACGAGUUUCCAACUGGACCAGAGUGGACCUGUGAAAUUCUGGAGGCAACGGGAGACCAGAGGGAUGAGAAGGGGCUGUUCAUGACGGAGAAACUUGAGGUCUGGCAUCGAAACCCGGUUGAAUGCAUCAAGGACUUGAUAGGGAACCCCGCCUUCCGGGAGGUCCUUGCGUAUGUCCCAGAGUGGGUGUACGCGGACAGACAAGGUAGAAAGCGAGUUAUAGAUGAAGCUUGGACGGCUGACUGGUGGUUGGAGACACAGAAGAAGCUACCGUCGGGAGCUGUUAUCGCCCCCAUUAUUCUCGCAUCAGACAAGACCCAACUUUCAUUGCAUAGCGGAGAUAAAGCGGCAUGGCCGGUCUACUUGACCAUAGGGAACAUCGCAAAGCAUGUUCAUCAUCAGCCCUCUGCUCACGCGACAGUCCUGAUAGGCUACAUACCAACUUCGAAGCUAGAGUGCUUUACGGAGAAAUACAGGUCGCUUGCAGGGUACCGGCUCUUUCAUGACUUUCUACAUGAUCAAGCCACUACUGCGAUCAUUCUUGAGAGGAAGGUUAAUGAGAUUGAAGACUCACGUUUUGAGAGCCAAGGCCUUCACCCCAUCUGGAAGCUGUUUUGGGUGGACCUGCCAUUUACCGAUAUCUUUGCAUGCUUCACGCCGGAUAUCCUGCAUCAGCUACACAAAGGUAUCUUCAAGGACCACUUGGUUAACUGGAUCUGCGACCUGGCAUCUAAUGAAGAGAUUGAUGCACGUUUCAAGGCCAUGAUGGGUUAUCCAGGCUUGCGACACUUUGCGAAGGGUAUCUCUUCGAUAUCGCAGUGGACCGGUAAUGAGCAUUGCCAGAUGACGCGUGUAGUUGUCGCAAUCUACUUUAUUUACUAUGCCCAAUAUCAACGCCACACAUCUGAGACCCUGGCUCUGAUGCAACAGGCCUUGGACGGGUUUCACCAGCUCAAAGAUAUUUUUAUUGAUUAUCUGGUACGCAAGGACUUCAACAUACCGAAGUUCCAUGCUUUAUUGCACUACAUCGACACCAUACAUGCACUCGGGACAGCCGAUGAAUACACCACAGAGCUUCCUGAGCAUCUACAUAUCGAAUACGCGAAGAAGGCUUAUCACGCAAGUAAUAAGAAAGACUACGAAAUUCAAAUGGCAAAGUGGCUACAGCGGCAGGACGCAAUGGCUCGACGCACCUUGUAUAUUGAUUGGGUUACCGGCAAGCUCGAUCUAAACAGUGUGACUUCGGCGAGCAGGUCCAAUCACAAUUCCGACGUCAACGAGGAUGACAAGGAUGACUACCAAGAGGACUAUCGGCUUCUCCGAAUAGCUGGUUCCAGGGAUGCACUUACCACGCCUGAAGAAGUCGGAUGCAUCCGCGUUGCACGCAAGUGUCCAUAUCCAGCGACCCAUGUCGAUAGGUUGGAGCAUGAGUAUGGGGUAGUAGAGUUCAUCCCUGCUCUACAAACUUUCCUUGCAGAAUCGUGCCCGAGCCUCAAAAUCACGCCGAACAGGUCAGAUGUUUUUGAUGUAUACAAGACUGCUCAAAUACAUCUGCCGCCAAGCUACCACCUACCAGAUUCGAAGGUCAGGUAUACUCAGAUUCACGCUAUCCCAUCCCAGAAGGCAAGAGAUGCUAGGAAAUCUGACAAGCCCAGUCGCUUCGACUUGAUCCUCGCAAUCGAGAAUCGUGACGUGCACAAGACUGAUCCCCGUGGCAUUCAUGGUCUCCGUGUUGCUGAGGUUCGGGUCAUUUUUACUCUACCUCCAGAGCUUGGCGGUAUGGGUGACCAAGAGCCGUUGGUGUAUGUUCGCUGGUUCCGCCCGCUUCAGUCUGUUGAUCCCAUGAGUGGGAUGUUCAGACUUGUGCGCUCUACUCAUCAGUCCUGA
Gloeophyllum trabeum ATCC 11539 is the source of this 1962-nucleotide messenger RNA. RefSeq lists its product as uncharacterized. Bases 1 to 1962 code for a protein of 653 amino acids. NCBI's taxonomy places the organism in Eukaryota, Fungi, Basidiomycota, Agaricomycetes, Gloeophyllales, Gloeophyllaceae. The record is from RefSeq and is a predicted model, not a curated record. The transcript is spliced from 5 exons.